AUGAAUAAAGCUUUUGCAUACAUCAUUGCUGUGAGGGACAGAUUUCGUGAUGAACCUGCAAAAUAUCGACAGUUUCUAAGCCUCUUGCGUGAUCGUCGAGCUCGUAGAAUCGAUAAAGCUACUUUCUUUGUAGGGCUGGUGGAGCUCAUUAAAGAUCACUUGGAUCUGCUUCUUGGUUUUAAUGCCUUACUUCCAGCUAGGUUUCAGAUACCCAUCACACCAGCUGGAUUUCAAAACGUGGUUGGAAGAAGCGUACCACCGGAGACAACUAUCGAGGAUGCGACUUCAUACCUCAACUCUGUGAAGAGAGCAUUUCAUGAUGAACCUGCAAAAUAUGAGGAACUUCUUAAGCUCUUGAAUGAUAUUGAAGCUCGUAGAGUCGAUGCUGCUAGUUUCAUUGCAAGUGUGGAAGAACUCAUGAAAGAUCACCAGACUCUGCUUAAUGGUUUCAGUGUCUUCCUUUCAGCUGAAAUGAAGUUUAUCAGGAAGCUUAAGGCAAAGUUUCAGGGCGAUGGUAGUCAUGUAGCUGACUCUGUUCUUCAGAUAUUGAGAAUGUACAGUGAGGGAAACAAGUCCAAAAGUGAGGCGUUCCAGGAGGUCGUUCCACUUGUUCAGGAUCAUGAAGAUUUAGUCAUGGAGCUUAUAAAAAUUAUUUUCAGUGAUCCAUAG
Messenger RNA from Arabidopsis thaliana (thale cress), 669 nucleotides. RefSeq names its product Paired amphipathic helix (PAH2) superfamily protein. The transcript is spliced from 5 exons. Gene Ontology annotation, cellular component: nucleus. Gene Ontology annotation, biological process: regulation of DNA-templated transcription; negative regulation of DNA-templated transcription. The record is from RefSeq and is marked reviewed. NCBI's taxonomy places the organism in Eukaryota, Viridiplantae, Streptophyta, Magnoliopsida, Brassicales, Brassicaceae. Bases 1 to 669 code for a protein of 222 amino acids. Gene Ontology annotation, molecular function: transcription corepressor activity.